AUGGCGAGCAGCCUGCUUGUGCCAACUGUCGCGCAUAUCAACAAGCUCGCUGUAUAUACACAGCUAGGAGUAGGACCAUACGGUAGGCCUACCAAAGCAGUUCUGAAGCAACUACAAGAAGAGAAUCGUCGUCUUAGGGCGACAACGAAUGAUCCGGGCAGCCCAACCAGCGUCAGCCCCUACAAGCCACAGCCGGCUGGGUCUGGUGAGAAUUCAAGCACAAUCGUCUUACCACUCGACAAACCAACCGGAGAUCAUGCCCAUAAGACGCAGACAGAGUCGCCAAUGACGGCACCUGCCUCAAUUAGUAAUAUCUCGACCUUUCACGGUCCCACGAGUACCCUAUUCGACGACGUCGCCGCUGGUAAGCAGAACAACUCAUGGUUAAGUCCCGAACGACGAGCAACGAUGCCUGGUGUGCUUUUCGCCGAAGCAGCCAGGCAGAAGCAGAUGGAGCGGAUCAACACUCUUCAAAAUAAACUCGACUUCGACGGUGUAGAACCCGAAUUGGGCUUGCAUCUUCUGAACCUUCAUUGGAAUCGUCAACACCAUUCGUUCUUGGUGACAUAUCGACCUGCCUUUAUGAGAGAUAUGGCAUGUAAUGGUCCGUACUUCUCGAAGAUUCUACUCAACGCUAUAUACUAUGGUGCAUCGAAAUUUAGCACCAGACUUGAGCUUCGUAAAGAUCGAGACGACGUCCGAACUGCUGGAUGGCAGUUCAGAGACAGAGUAAGAGAGCUACUAGGUCGAGCGAUGGAUCGAAGUGAGAUUCCGACUAUACAGGCGCUGCUGCAGAUGACUAGUUCGCUGUUCGCUCUUGGCGAUGAGCAGAGCGCUGCGUGGCUGUAUGCCGGUGCAGCUUUCCGGAUGGUCAUCGAUCUAGGUCUUCAUAUUGAUGCUACACUAUUGCCAAGUCAUACUAAGCUCAGUGAAGAGGACCUUGAGAUUCGACGACGCGUGUUCUGGUCGGCUUUUGUGCUCGACAAAAUCCAAUCUUUAUAUCAGGGCCGACCUGCCGCUUUACAGCAUCAGGACUGCCAGGUCCCUUUCUCAUUUCUAGACGAAUACGAAGAGCUCGAGCACUGGGUCCCUUUCGCCUACAGUGGCGCAGACGAGUACAGCGGCUCUCCAGGCUACUCGGUCACAACGUUCACAGAACUGUGUAAGCUGUGCAUUAUACUUAAUCAGGUGUUGAAUCGUGUCUAUAACAGCAGAGGCGGGCCCGAUCAAUCGGACGUGCUGCUACAGGAUCUUCAACGACUAGAGGCAGACUUGAAUGCUUGGACGAAUGCUAUGCCCGUGCACCUUCGUCUGCCACAAGCUAUAGCGACUGCAGCUGUAGAUGCUCCACCGCCUCAUGUGCUCUCGCUGGCUGCUAUGGGCAACAUGGUUCGCAUCCUCCUCCAUCGACCAUUUGUGUCCGACGGGCAUCUCAGCUCGAUUGCACCAGAGGUCGCUAAGAGCUGUUUCAAUGCCUGCGCGGCUGCCGCAACAGAGAUCGUCCGGAUCAUUCGGCUCUAUGACCAGGCUUUCACCAUAAGGAGAGCGCCGUAUCUCAUCUCCUAUGCCACCUACCUAGCGGCUACCAUACACGUCCGCAUCGCUGCAACGCGAUCAGGCUGGUCCGAGGCACAUAGCUGUCUGCAGACAUGUCUUACCGUCUUCGAAGAUGGUGCGAAGACGAACUAUGCUGUGAGGAAGUCGAGCACUGUCAUCGAGAAUUUGAUGAAACGGAUGAGUGUCUCGCUUGAGCGAAAGAUCGGUAAUGGUGACUACAAUGGCAACGGACCUACAGAUCUGUCUCAACAAGGUGUUACCUGCCCGCCACAUCAUGCUUUGUCGGGCGAGUAUCAGCAGUCGCGAUCAGGAUCAACCGACUUGUCCUAUGCCGGAACAGCUUUGAUGGACGAUAUUGACAUCGAUGCUAUUAUUGAAAGCUUCAUGUACAAUCAGCAGGGAGGUGCGGUGGGCGACGGAACUGUCGGAGGAACAUCGAUGUCGAAUAACGAAUACAUCAUGUUGGACCCGAGUCUAGGACCACAGUACUCGUGGCUUGGCAUGUCAAGCGACGUUGAUGAUACACUAUUUGGAUUCCAUACAUCUGGACUGGAUAUACUGAGGUAG
Molecule: messenger RNA, 2124 nt
Organism: Recurvomyces mirabilis
Lineage: Eukaryota; Fungi; Ascomycota; Dothideomycetes; Mycosphaerellales; Teratosphaeriaceae
Exons: 4
Coding region: 1-2124 (707 amino acids)
Biological process (GO): DNA-templated transcription
Molecular function (GO): DNA binding; zinc ion binding
Source: RefSeq, a predicted model, not a curated record